CCCUCAGCGGUCGGUGCUGACCCGACCCGACCCGACCCUGCGGCCCGCCCAGACCGGGCGCUUCCUCGCUGCCAAACAACCCCAAAGCUUUCCUCUCGGGCUCCGCCUCCCUCUUCUUCCCCCUUCUCGGCCGGCCGGGCGGGCCAGGGCCCGGACCGGGACCGGGGUCAUGGAGGGGCCGCCGUCUCCCCCCGUCAGGCAGCAGGUGGGCAGAACGCGGGGCGGCGAGCAGAGGCCGGAGCAGGAGCCGGAGGAGCUGCGUGAGGCCGCCCGCUGCUUGGUGCUGGACGCGGACGGGAGGACCGUCCCCUUCAAGGCCCUGUAUGGGGAGCAAAAAGCCAUCGUGGUGUUCGUGCGGAAUUUUUUAUGUUACACUUGUAAGGAGUAUGUAGAAGACCUGGCAAAAGUCCCCAGGGCAUUUUUACAAGAAGCAAAUGUGAGGCUUAUAGUUAUUGGACAGUCAUCUUAUCAUCAUAUCAAGCCCUUCUGCAAUUUAACUGGUUAUAUGCAUGAAAUGUAUGUUGAUCCACAAAGGGAAAUUUAUAAAAUACUUGGCAUGAAACGAGGUGAAGGUAAUAACAUAUCAGUGAGAAGCCCUCAUGUGAAAUCAAACAUGCUCCUGGGAAGCAUUAGGAGCAUAUGGAGAGCAAUGACUGGCCCGGCUUUUGAUUUUCAAGGAGACCCCGCCCAGCAGGGAGGAGCUUUGAUUUUAGGUCCAGGCAAUAAAGUUCAUUUUCUGCACCUUGAUAAAAACAGACUGGAUCAUGUUCCCAUUAACAGAGUUUUGCAGCUUGCAGGAGUUAAAACAGUGAAUUUCACAAACAGUCCUGAGAUUAUUGACAUAUGACACUGGCACAGUAUAUACAUUUUUUUACUUGUGUUCUACAAGAGCACUUCUUCAGUGAAUUCCCACCUGCAUGGGUACUGUUGUGUCUUUAUGGGACAUAUGAAACCCUAUCUAGAAAAUCAGACCACAGAACAAACUGCCUGGCACUGAAGGUGGUCACAAAAGUGCUGUUUCCAUAGCAUAUAAGAUAGCAAAGACUAAAAUACAGUUAAGGCUCAGUGCAAAAAAUUCUGUAGUUUAUUACCUCCUCAUCAAAAAAAAAAAGCUGCUAGUAUAUUUUAAACAAAUCUUUGUUCAAGAUUAACUAAACUAAAAAAUCUGGUUUUAGCCAGGAAGAAUUUGAGAUUCUUGCCUUCAGCAGAUCACAUUGGCUUUCAAUCCAAAACUUGGUAGCAAUAUUUUAAAGCUUCUAUCACUGUGUGACGAUCUUGUAUUAAAAUAUACCUUGAAAAAUUGCAAUUUCAAACACUGGACCCAUCUGGAACUGGCAGAUAUUAUGAAAUACAUUUUAUAGUUUUAAAUAAAUAUUUUAAAAAUG
This is a messenger RNA of Calypte anna (Anna's hummingbird), 1385 nucleotides long. It is a transcript of the gene PRXL2C, whose product is annotated as peroxiredoxin like 2C. The transcript is spliced from 6 exons. The coding region runs from base 170 to 847 and encodes 225 amino acids. The record is from RefSeq and is a predicted model, not a curated record. NCBI's taxonomy places the organism in Eukaryota, Metazoa, Chordata, Aves, Apodiformes, Trochilidae.